Molecule: messenger RNA, 596 nt
Organism: Erythranthe guttata (spotted monkey flower)
Lineage: Eukaryota; Viridiplantae; Streptophyta; Magnoliopsida; Lamiales; Phrymaceae
Source: RefSeq, a predicted model, not a curated record
AUGUGUGUGAGUGGUACCAAUCUCAUUCUUGAUGACUUUUACACAAUAACUAACAGAAAUACAGUCAAAAGUCUUUACAUACAUCUUCUUCUUCACACUCAACCAUGGAAUUUCAUAUCACACUACUCAAAUUCAAUCUUCAUUCACAAAGCCGUUUGGUUCAAAGCCGGGUCGCAAAUCUUCAGUAUGGGCGGGCUCGACUAUCUGGGCAACCCGAGUUUGGUCCACGCGCAAAGCAUCUUGGCGAUAUGGGCGACCCAAGUGCUUCUGAUGGGAGCCGUUGAGGGCUACCGUAUUGACGGUGGGCCCCUCGGUGAAGUGGUGGACCCGUUGUACCCGGGUGGAAGUUUUGACCCGUUGGGUCCUGCUGAGGACCCGGAAGCUUUUGCGGAGCUCAAGGUAAAGGAACUCAAGAACGGCAGACUUGCAAUGUUCUCAAUGUUUGGAUUCUUUGUUCAAGCCAUUGUUACGGAUCCGUUGGAGAAUCUUGCGGAUCAUCUAGCCGACCCGGUUAACAACAAUGCUUGGUCUUAUGCCACAAACUUUGUUCCCGGAAAGUGAGAUUGUAAUUCAAAAAAUUCUGAUUGUGAAGUCGA